Corticium candelabrum is the source of this 2452-nucleotide messenger RNA. Its product is annotated as ankyrin repeat domain-containing protein 17-like. Lineage: Eukaryota; Metazoa; Porifera; Homoscleromorpha; Homosclerophorida; Plakinidae. Gene Ontology annotation, molecular function: protein binding. The record is from RefSeq and is a predicted model, not a curated record. The coding region runs from base 150 to 2132 and encodes 660 amino acids. The transcript has 6 exons.
CGCGUACCGGACCCGGUUUAGGCGCUUGUGUGCAUGCGCCCACCCCAUUCAUCAUACUCUCACAUCGUCAUCCGAUUUAGUCGACGUGUAAAACUCCUAGAGCGAAAAAUAAAGUUCGAAGUGUUGCCUCCAACUUACGUACCGGCAGGAUGACAGAGAAUGCGAUGGAAGAGGCUCUCCUGGUGAAAGCGGCGGAGGGAAACUUUGCUCGCGUUCGCAUGUCGAUCCGUCAGGGCACGGACGCUCAUUAUCAGGACAGAAACGGAUGGACGGCGCUGAUGCGCGCGGCGAAUAACGGACACGUCGGCGUGUGUCAGCUUCUGCUUCAAUGCGGGUGUCUGUCAGAGAUGAGGAACUCGUGGGGCGACACGGCGCUGCACCGCGCCAGCUAUUGGGGUCAUCGCGAGGUGGUGCGACUGUUGGUGCAUUCCGGGGCGAACGUGAACGCUCAGAAUCAGUAUGGGAAUACACCGAGUCACGAUGCGUCGACUCGUGGUCAUGUGACGGUGAUGGAGGAGUUGUUUGAUUAUGGUGCUGAUUAUCGAAUUGUUAAUGGUCAGGAACGGAGUGUGCUGGAACAGGCGAGAUAUUAUGAGCAAAAGGAGGCGGUGGACUUUGCUGAAUUGAUUUUAUCAGGAGAACGGAAGCGUAACCCCAUCAUCCCCGCCCUCAAUCUGGUACAGAAGUCGGAUCUGAUUGCGGGCGAUGUGCAGGAUCUUGUGCAGGACCUGCUGCAGAAGAUUGAGCAAAUGUCGAAUGAGAGGGAUGAGAUUUUGUUGGCACAUCGGACCGAGGUCGAGGACUUGACGAGGGAUAAAAACGCUCUUACGAGACGGAUUCUCUCGAAUCCUGAACAACGAACACCUCUGGCUAAACGGAAUGAACGACUGCAUGACGAUGUUCAGUUCUUACGGCGUCAGCUAGAGGAGAAGAACAAAACCCUAAGCCAACUUGCACAGAGAAGCUCGACACUAAGGCAGCGUGGUCAGCAACUUUUCCAAGAGAAUAAUAGAUAUCAACAACGGUUAGAGCUUCAGACGAAAGAGAUGGACCAACUUCGACAACAAAUUCAGGAUCUUCAGCAGCGGAGAAAGCGUCAAGGGAUGCAGUUAGAGCAACUACGACGAAGCAAUGAACAACUAACGAAAGACAAUCUGCAACUUAAUCACCACACAGGGAAACUUAUGCAAGAAAACAGUCGCUUGUUGAGAUUCGAGGAGGAGACGAAAGCAUUUCAAAGGACAAAAAUUGAGAACGAAGAACUCACACUAUUGACUCGCCAGCUACGUCACCAACUAGAUCGAAUUAGUACCGAGUCGCUAAGAUUGCGAAAACGCAAUGAAGAUCUGCAAUUUCAAAUCCAACAAUACGCUGCCGAUGCAGCAAAUGUAAAGUGUUUUCUACUGCCGGUUGGAGGGCAAAUAGAGAAUCAUAUGAAACGAAAAGAGUUUACAGCAUGGGGCAACAGCAGAGUGACGAAAUGGACUCUGAUUGGUGAAAACUACCUUGCGCAAGAAGUCCCAAGUCGGUCUCUAGUCCCAAGUAUGAGAAAUCGUCACGUGCGCAAUCGCGGUAGGAGGGUCCGCACGGUCCCCAAUGAUCAUGAAGAGAUCCGUCGCAAGAUCAACGACGUUAACCGAACCGACGAGCACGGAAAUACUGCUCUCUGGUUUGCCGUCGAGCUUACAGACAGAGACUUGAGUGAGACUCUGCUGUGUAAGGGAGCAGACCCCAACACACGGAAUAGAAACGGUGAUACGGUGUGUCACCUGGCGGCUCGAAUCGAAAGGUUCGACAUUCUUGAAUUGCUUGUCAAGUACAAGGCUGACUUGAGCAUCAGGAACAACGACGGACACGAUGUCUUGACAGUGGCUGUGAUGUUCGGUAGAACGACGACGGGAAAGGAAACUGAGUUUGUGACUAAAGUUCGGUCGCUUGAAAGAGGACAAUGCAAAGACAGACAGUUUGUAGCGGCGUGUGGAAACGAGGGAUUGCCAUCAUGGAUGAAGCUUGCAGGCGAGGAACGAUACAACGACCGACCUCUCGAGACCAACAUCUCUCCGAUCGAUCCCGCAUCCGAACACAUCAAGCGCACCGCAAUCAUCACAUCAUCACUCAAUUAUCGUGAAUAACACAACGUCAGACACACUAACUGCAAUUGACUUAAUCGAGUAUUUCUUGUUAUGACCAUUAACUCCUAUUUUUGCUAUGUAAUAAUAAAAUGCAAACAUUAUACAAACAUUAUUAGAUAGCUUAUUUUAUAUACCUAUAUACCUAUAUACUUAUAUACUUAUAUACCUAUAGAUAUAACCAUACAAUAUGAGCUAUUGUGCAUUACUAUUGGCUGCAAGGCAUGAAAAACAAAGAACUGGUGACCAGUCGUUGUUAAGAUCGAGACUUGGGUAUUUAGGUUUUCAUUUUGACGUAAGGCUAGCUGAUUCAUUAGCAAACA